Molecule: messenger RNA, 2001 nt
Organism: Clonostachys rhizophaga
Lineage: Eukaryota; Fungi; Ascomycota; Sordariomycetes; Hypocreales; Bionectriaceae
Source: the annotation of a GenBank genome assembly
AUGACGCAGCCUCUCCCAUUCGCAAAAAGAGAGUCCUCCGUCUGUGAACAAUGUAUAUCCAUCUUCCAAGGAAGAUGCUUACUCUACACCGCCGACGACGAAAAUGCGUGGCCUCUGCCAGUUCACCAUCAGACCCUCGAUUCCUUCGAGGCCGCGGUUAAAUCUGGUUGUGUCCUCUGCCACCUGUUUUCUCGCUACGCACUGCGAAAGUUCCAGGAUGAUGACCGCGCCGACUUUUGGCUCACGCUUAUUGUCCUUCAUCCGGGUUCAAGAUGGAAGUGGAUGGCUUCAGCGUUGAGCAUGGAUUCAGGGUAUGACGGACCUACAAAAUCUUUGGAGCAUGGACCGAGUACAAUGUCUGAAACUGCCUGGGAUCAAGUUCUCAAAUGGAAUCGAGAAUGCUGCUCGCACCACACUGUUUGCAAUUCUCAUCGAGACCCUUCCUAUCUCCCGACUCGAGCCCUUGACAUUUCCGGGAAUCAGAACGAUGAUAUCAAGCUGAAAGUCACUGAGAAUCACAUGAAACAGAUAGACGACAAUAAGAGCGAGCAUGAGUUCGCCACCCUUAGCCAUUGCUGGGGCCGUAAUCCCAUCAUCACCCUCCGCCAAGAGAAUAUCAGUCACUUUCAAGAUUCCAUCGCGAUGACUGCACUCCCCCUAGUAUUCCAGCAAGCCAUCUACGUUGCGCGGAAGCUCGGGUUUGCGUACCUCUGGAUUGAUUCUCUCUGCAUCAUCCAAGAUUCGGAAGAAGACUGGCGGCAUGAAUCUGCCCUCAUGGGAAAGGUUUACAGCAACAGCAUGCUCAACAUAAUGGCUACAGAUAGUAAAGAUGGCACUCAGGGCUUAUUCAGGGAAAGAAGUUCUUUGGACCUGCAACACUGCGUCAUUCGAGCCGAUUGGACAGGCAUCGCACCCGAUUCCUUCUACAUUUACGACUGGAUGACGUGGGAUAAUCUGAUAGUCAGGGCGCCGUUAAACGGACGCGGGUGGGUUCUACAAGAGCGAAUCCUGUCGCCUCGAGUGCUGCAUUUUUCGUGCAACCAGCUGGUCUGGGAAUGCCACGAGAAGGACGCAUGCGAGAUGCAUCCUGACGGUAUACCGACGAUAUUCGUAAAUUUUGAUACCCAAGUCAAAAUCAUGGACCCAGAGGCGUACUUGAAAUGGGUCAACACCUGGCGGCAAAUACCCUUCAAACCGACUAUGGAUGUUGGACACGCCAUAUGGAAACGUCUAGUCCAUUUAUACAGCCAAACGCGCGUGACGAAAGUAUCCGACAAGCUCAUAGCUAUCAGCGGUCUCGCCAGCCGAAUGCGUGCUAUCAUGCAAAAUGAUGAGGAAUACCUCGCUGGGCUGUGGUCGCAUCAACUGACCAGUCAACUUCUCUGGAAGGUUGCGCCCAAUCCGAUCGGCUCUCGCAUCCCACGAUGGCGGAGAUCAUACCGCGCGCCCUCUUGUUCGUGGGCGUCAUUGGAAGCCGAGAUAUACAUGCCAAUGGAGGAGUCUGCGGUGCCCCUGUCAGCGUAUAUCGAUAUUGAAGAGGCGAGCGUGACACCUCUCUCGUUAUUGAGCGAUACAGGAGAAGUGGUAGAUGGCCACAUUCGGCUGAAGGGAUCCUUGAUGAGGGCAGAACUUGUAAGUUCAAACGAGGAAGAAUCGCGUAGUAAAAUGGACUUGUGGGUGAAUGGAAUGGAAACCGACUCGGCUAUCUCUCUCGAUGAAGUGCGACUUGAGGAUAGUUACUCUGUGGUGUAUUUACCUGUCGCAGGGGUGCAUGAUCCAGAUGGUGACAGCCAGGCUGUCAUAGGGAUACGUGCUUUACUGCUACUCCCCGUCAAAGGCAAGCCUCAAGGGUGGUACUCGAGAUUUGGGAUUGCCGAUACGUGGCACGACUGUGAAGAUCCUGAGCCGAUGAACCACUUGAUUCGUGUAAUGGAGGAUCGUGCCUUUAAUGACGAGAGUCUCUGUCUGGAGGGAGUGCCCAGGACUAUUAUGUUUGAAUAG